UAGAAUAUUUGGUUCAGACAAGAAUCGAAUGUGGAUUAAUGAAUAAUGAAAAUUCAUAAUCCAUAUCUACGAAUAUUUGUUCUCUUACAUGGAACAUCCGGUAUUCAACUAUUACCAAUACGUCGGAAUGAUUGGCAUUCAAUUAUAUCAUUCAUAAUAAACAUUACAUUGAAUGUGAUAACGUAUUGGGCAAUAUUCAUCGAUUCACCGGCUGGCGAUGAAAAUAAAUGGUCAGAUUCAUCAUCGGCUAAACUUUAUGAUUAUUUUAGACGUGCAAAUUUCUAUGCAAUUUAUCCAAUAAUUUAUGCCGGUUCAAUUGGUAGUUAUCUUGCAUAUGGACAUUGUAUUAUUGCCAGUCUUGAUUCAACGGCAUUCAUUAUUGUACGGGAUUGUAAACAAAAUCGUUGGAAAUCAUUAUUAAUAUUUUUAUUGGGAAUGAUUUUUUGGAAUCAAAGAUUCAUCAUACGUGAAUUACGUUAUCUAAUCAAAUUAUCACUAAACAAUUUUCGAACAUUGAAAUUAUUGACUGGAAUGUAUCUAUAUCAUGCAACACAAUUAACAAAUUGGUAUCUACUUUGUUACUAUCAAUUGAAUAUAUUUUUUACAUUGAAACAAAUAUCUCAUAAAUUAUGGUCAAAUGAAUCGAUGCAAAGGACGAAUAGUUUUUCAUUGGAACAACGAUUAUAUCGAUCAAUUAUUCAACUAUCAGAACAAUGUCGCCAUCUACAAUAUUAUUAUUCAUUUAUAAUCCUUUUUAUUUUGAUUGAAUUAUCUGAUUCCAUCAUUGGUAAUCUAUGCUAUUUAAUGAUUGAAUCAUUUGGCACCAAGAUAGGAUGGUUGUCCAUAUAUGAACAAUGUGUACGUUGGUGUUUAUUAAUUGCAUUGGUCGAAAUGAAUCAUCGAAAUUUAAUACUUUUUGAUCGUAUUGAUCAACAUUUUUAUAGGAAACUUUCCACUACCAUACAGAUGAUGAUCAAUACAAAUUGUUCUCAUGUUCAAUAUGAUCGAAUAGCACGUUUUAGUAAAUUUAAUCAAUUGAACAUUUAUCGUCAAUAUUAUCAAUUGUCAUUAUUCAAUUGGUUAAAUGUAAAUAUUUCAUUAUUGAUUGAUGUAUUUUUCUUUUCAUUAGCAUAUGUAUUGAUUAUUUCACAAACGACAACCAAUUGA
Messenger RNA from Dermatophagoides farinae (American house dust mite), 1167 nucleotides. The record is from RefSeq and is a predicted model, not a curated record. NCBI's taxonomy places the organism in Eukaryota, Metazoa, Arthropoda, Arachnida, Sarcoptiformes, Pyroglyphidae.